CGCUCAAUGGCAGCGCCCUUAGAUACAUCCGGUGGGAAAAUCAACAAAAAUGAAUCCUGAAAGAAAGAAAAGAAGUCGAGUUCAGGGAGGCUGGGCUGCUCCAACGAAUGUGAGAUCAGACAGAAACAAACCUAAAGCAGGUGUAAGCCCGGCAUGGACGGGUAAAACAGUCGAUCAGCCCACGGAAAAGAAAUUUGUUUUUGAAGAACCUGAUGAAGAGCUUAAAGAGAGACCUGCAGAACUAGUUAUCACAAAAACAGGUGUCUAUGACAUCAGUACAGAGCCUUCAGGAGUUUCAAGGUUGAGGUAUUUCCCGGAGUUUAUUGGGUCACAAGAAGCCAAUGAGUUGUAUGACCGCCUAUUCCACGAUUUACCAUGGCGACAGAGAUCCGAUAUGAAGGAUGGUGUCUCCUACUUGCAGCCGAGGCUGACGACAUGGUAUGGAGAUCUAUCAUACUCGUACUCUGGAGUCACACACGAGGCCACUUUAGAGUGGGACCCCACUUUGCAUAUGCUGAGGGAACGACUGGAAUCAGUGUUAGGUCUCCAAUUUAACUCUGUGUUGACUAAUCUGUACCGAGAUGGGCACGAACAUGUUCCUUGGCACUGCGAUGACGAGCGCUCACUUGGGCCCCAGCCCACCAUAGCUUCACUCUCAUUUGGAGACACUCGCAACUUUGAGUUACGAAAAAAGCCUGAAACCGGGGAUGAUUACUCUCACAGCGAGCAUGUACGGAUUCCCCUCACUCAUGGUUCACUGCUCAUCAUGGAAGGCUCUGUACAGGACGACUGGCAGCAUCGGAUACCAAGGGAAUACCAUGACAGGGACCCAAGAAUCAACCUGACAUAUCGUGUGAUUCUACCGGAGUGAAAAUGCACGCAUUGUUUCAUUGAAGUUUCUGUGAUGGUAUAGGUUUAUAAACAGUGAAAACCCAUAAUGUUGAUUUAUUAAGAUUAUGAUAAUCCCAAAAAAUUGUUUUCCAGACGUGUAUUUGGGAACUGAAUUAUUAUUUCAUUAAUGUGAAAAAUUAGAUAUUCCAGAUUUUAUUUUUCGGAAUGUAACAUAUUUGAACUAGCAUUACAAUCUACUCUAUGCUGUAUACAGCGAGCUUUUUGUCCAGUCAAAUACCCCCUUCCUAGACUGGUAAACUUCUUUUUUACCUAGUGUUAAUUUGCCCUUGUUAUUAAGGCGUUGGACCAUCUAUAAUCACUAGCUUUCCACCACUGGGUUGCGGGUUCAAGGCCUACAUAGAGCAAUCGCCAGGUACUGGCCGCUGGUUGGUGGUUUUUCUC
Molecule: messenger RNA, 1293 nt
Organism: Mizuhopecten yessoensis (Yesso scallop)
Lineage: Eukaryota; Metazoa; Mollusca; Bivalvia; Pectinida; Pectinidae
Product: alpha-ketoglutarate-dependent dioxygenase alkB homolog 3-like
Exons: 7
Coding region: 50-871 (273 amino acids)
Biological process (GO): DNA repair; DNA alkylation repair
Cellular component (GO): nucleus
Molecular function (GO): dioxygenase activity
Source: RefSeq, a predicted model, not a curated record